This is a messenger RNA of Trypanosoma brucei brucei TREU927, 573 nucleotides long. RefSeq lists its product as hypothetical. The record is from RefSeq and is a predicted model, not a curated record. Gene Ontology annotation, biological process: cellular response to oxidative stress. Bases 1 to 573 code for a protein of 190 amino acids. Lineage: Eukaryota; Euglenozoa; Kinetoplastea; Trypanosomatida; Trypanosomatidae. The transcript has a single exon.
AUGCGCCGGUCUGUAUAUCAGCUAAGCAAGGAACUCCCAAUCUCUGAGGACGAGGUUGCGUGUCUGGUGAAGAAGGUGAUGCGUGAAUGCCCAUCAGCCUUCAAUUCCCAAUCCUCACGUGCUGUGAUCCUCUUUGGAGAGCAACACACAAAGCUAUGGAACCUAACGAAGGAUAAGCUAAAGGCGACAGUGAAACCCGAUUCCUACAAUGAGGCCGCCAAGAAGAUUGAUGGGUGCUUCGCCCCCGCUGCCGGUACCAUAUUGUUUUUCGAGGAUAAAAGUGUUGUUGAAGGACUUGUCAAGUCGUACCCCGCAUACGCAGAAGGUUUCCCAGUGUGGUCAACUGAAUCAUCAGGUAUGGCUCAAUUCGCCGUGUGGACAGCACUUGCAGAAAAAGGUAUCGGUGCGUCUCUGCAGCACUACACAUCACUGAUCGGUGAGGCGGUGACGGCGGAGUGGAAGCUUCCGGCAACAUGGGAGAUGCAUGCACAAAUGCCAUUUGGAAAGCCACUGGAGAAGUGUGGCGAGAAGACGUACAUGCCGGAUGAAGAACGCUUUAAGGUGUUUAAAUAA